Messenger RNA from Terrapene triunguis (Three-toed box turtle), 977 nucleotides. RefSeq names its product leucine rich repeat containing 10 (gene LRRC10). Lineage: Eukaryota; Metazoa; Chordata; Testudines; Emydidae. The coding region runs from base 1 to 864 and encodes 287 amino acids. The record is from RefSeq and is a predicted model, not a curated record. The transcript has a single exon. Gene Ontology annotation, molecular function: protein binding.
AUGGUAGCAGUGAUUUUAAAUGCAGACAGUUUCAGUAUGGGCAACACACUGAGAGCAAUCAUUGCCUUCAUCCCUUCUGAUGACUGCCAGAAAUACCUCCUGGGAGACCUUGAAGAGAUGCCAAUUGAUAGAAUGGUGGAUCUGAGCAGCAGGCAGCUGAGGAGAUUUCCCUUGCAUGUUUGUUCUUUCAGGGAGCUCGUCAAGCUGUACCUGAGUGACAAUAACCUGCACCAGCUGCCCCCAGAGCUAGAACAGCUGCAGAACCUCCAGAUCUUGGCGUUAGAUUUCAACAACUUCAAAGCGCUGCCCCUGGUGGUGUGCACCCUGAAGCAGCUGUGCAUCCUCUACCUGGGCAACAACAAGCUCUGCGACCUGCCCCAGGAGCUCAGUCUCCUGCAGAAUCUCAAAACCUUGUGGGUUGAGUCCAACUGCCUGAGCCACCUGCCCGAGGUGGUGUGUGAGCUGAGCCUCCUCAAGACCCUGCACGCCGGCUCCAAUGCGCUGCACACGCUGCCCGCCGGGCUGCGGUGCCUGCAGGAGCUGCGCACCAUCUGGCUCUCCGGCAACCUGCUGGCUGACUUCCCGCCGGUGCUGCUGCACAUGCCAUUCCUGGAGGUGAUUGACGUGGAUCGCAACGCCAUCAGGUCAUUCCCCAGCCUGGCUCACCUCCCCGGCCUCAAGCUGGUGAUCUACGACCACAACCCCUGCAGGAAUGCGCCCAAGGUGGCCAAGGGGGUGCGCAGAGUGGGGAGGUGGGCAGAGGAGACCCCCGAGCCCAGGAAGCGCUCCGAGCUGGGCAGGGAGGAGGAGACCGACAGCAAGGAACCGCCACUUCCCCCUGACAAGCAGCCCCAGCCCUGCUAAGGAUCAGCCAGGAGGCUCUUGCUGGUGCUGCUGUGGGCAGCUGGCAAAUUGUCACCUGCGCCCUUCUCCUCUGGCUGCGUGGGAUUUGCGCACCUCCAGCUGGUUACAGCAAA